Trichogramma pretiosum is the source of this 375-nucleotide messenger RNA. RefSeq lists its product as uncharacterized. NCBI's taxonomy places the organism in Eukaryota, Metazoa, Arthropoda, Insecta, Hymenoptera, Trichogrammatidae. The coding region runs from base 1 to 375 and encodes 124 amino acids. The transcript is spliced from 3 exons. The record is from RefSeq and is a predicted model, not a curated record.
AUGUCACAAAAGAGGGAGUCAAAGAUUUGCUUCGAGAGCGAACGGAGCUCGAGUGUGCGAGUUGAGCGCGACAUCGUCGGGGAUGUCUACGUCGGAUUGACGAGUACCGCACGGCGAGUAAGAUCCUACGUCGCCCGAGUAAAGAGUGCGAGUUCCGGUACGAAUCGAUCCGAGUGCGCGAGUGAGAACCAGUGGAUCCAAUGGCCGAGCAAACCACAAGGACAACCAAGGGUGGAUCUGGACCAGGAGAAGAUCUCGACAUCGUGUGGUAGACUCCGGUCGCGCAAAACGGAUCCACCAGCCCAAAGGACACAAGUAACCGACGAGGUGCGUCGGGGUGAGAAUAAAGGUUACAAUCGGCAUUUCCAAAAAUAA